Molecule: messenger RNA, 258 nt
Organism: Soboliphyme baturini
Lineage: Eukaryota; Metazoa; Nematoda; Enoplea; Dioctophymatida; Soboliphymatidae
Source: the annotation of a GenBank genome assembly
AUGACGAAAAAUCAGAUCGACUGUGUCCUGUUCGGUAAAUGCCGCAUCAUCCGAGGCAUAACACUAGCGUCAUCAUUUAACACCUGCAGUGAGCACAUAACUGUGCAGACCAGGCCAACGUUCGAGGAGAAGAUCGAGAAGGCACUGCAGAUGACAAGUUGUAGACCACUAACGACGGUAUUCGACGAGGCGGUGCUCAAAACUCGCAUUUCCAGCAAAGACUGGAGUCUGAAAGGAAGCAGCGAUGAUCAUCGUUGA